GUUCUGAUACUCGUAUACUUAGUCGUGUUAAAAAUUCCUCAUACGCAAUUUAUAGUUACAACGGAUAUUGGAUGAAUUUUGGAAAUUCAGAUCUAUUGCUAAAUGGUGAGAAUGGUUCUUGCGCACAAAAUCAAUAUGAAAAUAAGAUUUUAGAUGCAAAUAACUUUGUAGUUGAGGAAUUAGAAACUUUUGUCGUGAACAAAAAUACAGGUUAG
Molecule: messenger RNA, 215 nt
Organism: Racocetra persica
Lineage: Eukaryota; Fungi; Glomeromycota; Glomeromycetes; Diversisporales; Gigasporaceae
Source: the annotation of a GenBank genome assembly